GAAGGGGCACAAAAGGGACAUUGUUAUGUCUGCUGCUAAGGAAGAAGAUGUCUGUAAUCAUGUGAAAGUGGUGGUCCGUGUCCGUCCAGAGUCUCAAAAGGAAAAAGAUGGCAACUUUAGCAAGGUUGUUCAUGUUGUUGACCAGCAUAUAUUGGUCUUUGAUCCGAAGGAGGAAGAAGUUAGCUUCUUUCACGGGAAGAGACUGACCCAUAGGGAUAUUAAUAAAAGAAAAAAGAAAGAUCUUAAAUUUGUAUUUGAUGCUGUUUUUGCUGAAAGUUCAUCCCAGUUGGAAGUUUUUGAGCAUACUACCAAAUGUCUAAUUGAUGGCUUCUUAAAUGGCUAUAACUGCACAGUGCUUGCGUAUGGUGCAACGGGAGCUGGAAAGACUCAUACAAUGUUAGGUUCCCCUGAAGAUCCUGGAGUGAUGUAUUUAACCAUGAUGGCACUUUAUAAUUGCAUGGAUCAAAUAAAAGAAGAUAAAAUAUGCAAUGUUGCUGUCUCUUAUUUAGAGGUCUACAAUGAACAGAUCCGUGAUCUGCUGGUAAACUCAGGACCUCUGGCUGUUCGUGAAGAUACCCAGAAAGGGGUGGUAGUUCAAGGUCUAACAUUACAUCAGCCUAAAUCGGCAGAGGAAAUCCUUCAAAUGUUGGAUUAUGGAAAUAAAAAUAGAACACAGCAUCCCACAGAUGUGAAUGCCUCCUCUUCUCGGUCCCAUGCUGUCUUUCAGAUUUAUCUAAGGCAGCAAGAUAAAACAGCUAGUAUUAACCAAAAUGUUCGCAUCGCCAAAAUGUCUCUCAUUGACCUGGCAGGAUCUGAACGUGCCAGCGCGACAAAUGCCAAGGGGGCUCGUUUUAGAGAAGGAACAAAUAUUAACCGCUCUCUGCUAGCUCUUGGAAAUGUCAUUAAUGCCUUGGCAGAUCCAAAGAGCAAGAAACAGCAUAUUCCUUAUCGAAACAGCAAGCUUACUCGUUUAUUGAAAGAUUCUCUUGGGGGAAAUUGCCGAACAAUAAUGAUAGCUGCUGUUAGUCCAUCUUCUAUGUUCUAUGAUGAUACAUAUAAUACUCUUAAGUAUGCAAACCGAGCAAAGGAUAUCAAGUCUUCUUUGAAGAGCAAUGUGGUUAGUUUGGACAGUCACAUAAGCCAGUAUGUUAAAAUUUGCAAUGAACAAAAGAAAGAGAUCCUAAUGUUGAAAGAGAAACUGAGAGAAUAUGAAGAAAAGCAAGCGAGCAUUCCUGAAAAUCGUAAUGCUGCAGUACUUUCAAACAACCAGCAAGUGGAAAUACAAAGAUACAAAGAAAUCCUUAAAAAUGUGUUCGCAAACCGUGAGGAAAUCAGAAAAGAAUACCUCAAGUUGGAAAUGCGACUGAAAGAAAACGCGCUGAAGACAUAUUACCAGAAACAAUGUCAUGAACAAAUUCAACUGAUGUGCUCUGAAGAAAGAGUAGAAAAGGCCACUUGCAAGCGGAAUCAAAGGCUUGCAAUGCUUAGAACCCACCGUGUACACAUGCAGAAGAAGAAAGAAGAGGAGGUUGAACGUUUUGAGGAAAAUACCAAUUGGCUGCAUCGUGUUGAAAAUGAAAUGCGCCUCCUGGGUCAAGAUGGGUGUAUUCCAAAGGAACUCUGUAAAGAUCUGCAGUGUUGCCAUUUAAACCUAGAAGUUAAGGACCUGAAAGCCCAGAUUGAGCACAUGUUAUCUCUGGUGUCCCUUCAAGAUCAGCAUUAUAAACAGACAGAAAAAGUACUAAAUAGCUUGCUUCCAGUUCUUCGCAAGCAAUACCUGACUUUGAAAGAAGCUGGGUUGACAAAUAAUUUAACUGAGACCGAAUUUGGGGAGUUUGAACAGCUGAUUCAAAGACAAAAAUCAGUAGUUUGGGCUGACCAGACUGAAGAAAAGGAACAAAAUCAAAACCAUGAACUAGAGUUGUCAGCUAUCUUUGCAUUCCCACAACUUGUGAGCAGACCAAACACCCCAUGCCGUACAACUUUUGGUACACCAUCACAAGAAAUUAAUAAAAAUGCACAAGGAAUAGUAGAAUAUGCAGUACCACCACAGAAAAGAGCUAGGCGGAAGCUAAUGGACUCUCCAAUAACAGCUCAAAGUCCUGCUGCAUCCAAGGACUACAGUCUCCAUCAUCUGGAGGAUUCUCUUACCAAGGAGGUCCACCCUAUUGUGUACACGCCAGAAUUUUGCAGAAAGCCAGUACAAAGUGGCUGUACACAGACUGUGGUAAAGAAAGCUUUACACCUUGCAGGCCUUCAGGAAGCCAAUGCAUGUAAUAUAGAUAUGCCAGUGAAAAAGGCGAGUAUUAUGGACUCUACAUGUGACAUAAUCCCAGAGUGCGAUGAAGCUGACAUGGACUCAACAAUAAUUCUCUAUGAAGGGACAAGUGAAACAACUGAAACAUCUACUGACUCAUCUGUGAAGGAGUCACAGCUGUGCAGCAAUAGCAUUCUGCAAAGGCUUGGUCUGUCUUCCUUAAAAACCAAAAAACCUACUUCAAUACUUGAGAAGCCCUCAUAUAUGGCAAUGACUUCUGCUGCUGAGAGAAAAAGAAAGGUAUUAAGUUGUACAUCAAACACUGGGUUAGGCAGCCUGCAAGACCCUGUUUCUGCAAAACGCAUUCGACAGGAGGUCUUCUUAAGCCGUAGAGCUUUGCGAGUACCCAAAAUGGCAGGAAUUAAAACAAGGAGCUGGAAGCAAGAACAGGAUGUGCCAAGAAACCUAGUUAGAAGCCUUUCUGAAGGAAACGUAGCAUUGGAUGUUAAAUCAAGGACAUCAAAAAAACUUUUACUUCAUGUUUGUAAGAAAAAAAAAUAGGAUUUAGUUCUGAGUUCUUCCAUAUUUCAAGCAGGAUUGAUGGAUAGCAAAUGAGAAUAGGGUGACUUUCGUUUUCCUCUUGUGAGUUGUUUUGUGUUAAAGAUGUCUCUCAGUAAUGCACUAUUUCAGAAAGAGCCACUUUUUGGAAAUACGAGGAUUUUGUUAAAUUCUAAAAUAAAAUAAGUUCUUUUUUGUCUCCUGUUAAAGCUUACAAAUGUCUUCUGUGUAUUAACAAAUGCAUAAGAAAUUUUAUUUGGACUUGGGAAUAGAGAAGUGCACAGUAUACCUUUUGCCAUGAUCUUUGUGAGCAUGUCCCUGUGUUUAUGACUAGCAGAUCAAUACUUCAGACAAUGCAAGUCUUUUAAGGGGAUCAGUGGUGCUGUAAUUUUUAGAUGCUACUUUGAAUUGCUUACCUACAGUCAGUCUUAAUUUUCUAAUGAGAUUUUUGUGAUACAAAAGUUAGAAGAAUUGUUUUGACCUGCUAAAUUAUUUUCACUGAAACUUCCUAGUGUUAAAAUUGUUUUUCAUUUGGAAGCAAGUCAAACAGAUGUUAAUAUUAAGAUGCGUUCAUGCUUAGCAUUAAGAUGCCAGUUUAUUCUUAGAUAUGUUAUCAUGGAUAGAUACUACCAAUGUGCUACCAGGAGACAGAAAAAUAUUUACGGAAAGUGUUUUUAAUGAAGUAUUACAUCUAAAUUUUUUUAGCCUUUCUAUUUUUAGUCUGUUACUUGGUUGUAAAUGUUUCUGUUUUGUCUUUCAGUUUUUUAGUUCAGUUGUAAAUAGGAUAAUUAUGUUAAUUACUUUGAAUAAAUUUUUAGUUUUUAUAA
This is a messenger RNA of Gymnogyps californianus (California condor), 3642 nucleotides long. RefSeq names its product kinesin family member 18A (gene KIF18A). Gene Ontology annotation, biological process: microtubule-based movement. The record is from RefSeq and is a predicted model, not a curated record. The transcript has 16 exons. Bases 26 to 2818 code for a protein of 930 amino acids. NCBI's taxonomy places the organism in Eukaryota, Metazoa, Chordata, Aves, Accipitriformes, Cathartidae. Gene Ontology annotation, molecular function: microtubule binding; ATP binding; microtubule motor activity.